GGGCUUAGCUUGUGAUGCUGAAGAAUCUGCUGUUGAUUCCUCUGUCUAAUCAUCUUAUUCGGGCACAACAAAGACGGCUUUUAUUUCAAACCGUGUACGUGAACACAAUGUGAAGAAGACAUGAGGUGCAGGUGUCAAACAGUGUGUUGUCUCCUUAAAGUCUGUAAUUCGCUUCUGAAGUUACAUCGCCUUCAUGAAUGAAAGGGCACAAGGCAAAGAUAAGACAUGUCUUAAGCGAAAGCAGUCCAACAAACAUGAAGGGGUCCAGCUCCAGAUGGGCCUUCACACUGGGCUUCCUAGUUGGUUCGUGCUGCGUGUACCUGUACCUGCGCCAGGUGUGGUUCGAGAGGAGCUAUCCUGUGUUGACUGAGGCCCAGGAGAAAGGAACCGUCUUCAAAGAUAAACUGACCAACUGGAAGAAACAUGGCUCGGCACUGGUCAAUCUUAUGCAUCCUCAUCAUACAGAGGAGGACAGCCAGGUUGCAGAUGCCUUAUAUCAGAAAGUCAGAGUCCUCUGCUGGGUGAUGACCGGGCCGUCCAAUCUGGAGAUCCGAGCACGCCACGUCAGAGCCACCUGGAGCCGCCACUGUAACUUGGUGGUCUUCAUGAGCUCUCAGGAGGACAAUGACUUCCCCACUGUAGGCCUGGGCACCAAGGAGGGCCGCGACCAACUCUACUGGAAAACCAUCCGUGCUUUCCAUUAUGUCCACCAGCACCAUUCAAAUGAUGCAGACUGGUUCCUCAAAGCCGAUGAUGACACUUUUGUGAACGUGGACAACUUGCGCUGGCUCUUGUCCAAUCACACUCCGAAAGAGCCGAUAUAUUUUGGCAAACGCUUUAAACCUUACACCAAGCAGGGCUACAUGAGCGGAGGGGCGGGGUACGUGCUCAGUAAAGAGGCCCUGCGGAGGUUUGUGGAGGGGUUUAGGACUAAAGUUUGCUCACAUACCACCCCUGUAGAAGACCUCGCCCUGGGACAGUGCUUAGAAAGGAUGGGGGUCAUGGCAGGGGAUUCCAGAGACACUUUGCAGAGAGAGACAUUUCAUCCCUUUGUACCGGAGCACCAUUUAACAGGAAAAUUUUCCAAGAGCUUCUGGUACUGGAGCUACUGCUACUACCCAAUUGUUGAGGGUCCACAGUGCUGCUCUGACCUAGCUGUGUCAUUUCAUUAUGUGGAGGCGGAGCUCAUGUACACUCUGGAGUACUACACUUACCACCUGAGGGCGUACGGAUACAGGCCGCGGUACAGACCCCCGCUUCGCCAUGGUCUCCUCCCCACCUCCUCGCUCUCAAACACGCCUACUGUUCCACCUGCUCAAAAAAUCACGAAUGGGACGACAGACUGCAGAAACCUCACGACAGCAAACCAAACCCUCAGUAUGAACCAAACCACAAUGAAACCAGAGGAAACUAGUCCCAAAUAUACACAUAAUGAGAAUGCAACAACUACUUUAAUACAAGAAACGCAACACUGAUUAUGACAAACUGUGACUGUACUUAGAAAUAAGAAAGGACAAAAAUGACUAAAUUGAUGUGAUUUAGACUUGACUCCUUUGCCUUUUUGGCUUUUAACACUGACUGGGCCUUUCUAAUCCACUAAUCAAAGAAAAAAGGUAUUGAGGCAACAAUGGAUUAUACCAGUUUGUUUUAUUAAACUUGUUUUAUUAAAAUGCACAGCCGUCAUUGAAGCACACUGUUUUUCAAAAGCAUGAGUGCAUUUUGAGAAAUGUUUUUAUUUGACUUUGAGGAGACAUGAGCUACUCUGAUGCAAGUGCUGCUGUUUGACAAAUGUACAAUACAAGAUUCAAUAAAUCUUUUUGUCACUUUUUAUG
Molecule: messenger RNA, 1832 nt
Organism: Periophthalmus magnuspinnatus
Lineage: Eukaryota; Metazoa; Chordata; Actinopteri; Gobiiformes; Gobiidae
Gene: c1galt1la
Product: core 1 synthase, glycoprotein-N-acetylgalactosamine 3-beta-galactosyltransferase 1, like a
Exons: 4
Coding region: 198-1475 (425 amino acids)
Cellular component (GO): membrane
Molecular function (GO): N-acetylgalactosaminide beta-1,3-galactosyltransferase activity
Source: RefSeq, a predicted model, not a curated record